Oreochromis niloticus (Nile tilapia) is the source of this 4722-nucleotide messenger RNA. RefSeq names its product cyclic nucleotide gated channel subunit alpha 3a (gene cnga3a). Gene Ontology annotation, molecular function: intracellularly cAMP-activated cation channel activity; cGMP binding; intracellularly cGMP-activated cation channel activity. The transcript has 9 exons. Gene Ontology annotation, biological process: monoatomic cation transmembrane transport. The record is from RefSeq and is a predicted model, not a curated record. The coding region runs from base 341 to 2533 and encodes 730 amino acids. Lineage: Eukaryota; Metazoa; Chordata; Actinopteri; Cichliformes; Cichlidae. Gene Ontology annotation, cellular component: plasma membrane; intracellular cyclic nucleotide activated cation channel complex.
ACUCUGUUUGCCGUGAGCAGUGAUGGCAGCUGGAGGAUGCACGGGACUCCUCCCCUCUCCUCUGAUCUGAGACCUGCCCGCUCAGUCUGCGUCGACUUCGGGCAGCAGAACCUCAGGGGUCAAUUAUGGACGGCCGGUAUCGGUAUUUUUAGCGACUUUUUCACGGGUCAGAGCGUUUGGAAAUAUUUCUGUGGAUUAAAAAAAAGAAAGAAAGAAGUUAUCUUUCUGUGUGGGAAGAUGGGAUUAUAUCGGAGGAAUCGUAUGAGAAUUGCUGCUUCGCAAAAAUCUGCGUGAAAAGGUUUCAGACAGUGUCCAGGCCCGCAGAGCCAGGCAGGAGAAGAUGGCGAAAGUCUGCAGUGAAAACUCCUUUUCAGCCAGAAGGCGGCUGUCCGCAAAUGACGAUGAGCUCGGUGUUAUUGAAAAUGGGGAGAGCAGAGUUCACUCUCUUUGUGGGGACAACUGUGACAGAGCACUGCGCUCAGAGUCCCACAGAGACUCAUUUACAGGUGCCGGGGCAAUGGCCAGAGUGAAGCCUGAACAAGAGAGACACGACUCGUUCCUCGAGCGCUUCAGAGGCCCAGAGCUCAAAGACACGUCCAGUCUACACAGCAGUGCUCAGUCUGCAGGGCAUCACGACGCAGUCCGUAAGAGAAACCUUGCCAGUAAGUGGCCGCUGGCUACUUACAACAUGAAUAACUGCAACAACACAGAUGACAAAAAAGAGGACAAAAAAGAGGAGAUUAAAAAAGAUGAGAAAAAGGAGGAGAAAAAAGAUGAAGAGAAGAAGGAUGGGGACAAGAAGGAAGAGGAAAAGAAAGAUGAGAAAAAAGACGAGAAGAAGGAUGAGAAAAAAGACGAGAAGAAGGAUGAGAAAAAAGACGAGAAGAAAGAUGAUAAGAAAGAUGAUAAAAAGAAAGAAGAACCACCGAAAGAAAUCUGGAUUAUGGAUCCAGCUGCAGAUCAGUACUACAGGUGGCUCUCCAUCAUUGCAGGCCCCGUGUUUUAUAACCUAAUGAUGGUCAUAACGAGGGCCUGCUUUAAUGAACUCCAGGAGUCGUAUAUACAUUUAUGGCUAAUCCUGGACUACACCACAGACAUCAUCUACUACGCAGACACAUUUGUCAGAUCAAGAACAGGUUACCUGGAGCAAGGCCUGCUGGUAAAAGACUCCAAAAAACUGAGAGAUAAAUACAGAACAACUUCUCAAUUCAAAUACGACAUGAUUGCAAUGAUACCCACUGAUCUGCUGUUUCUGAAAUAUGGAAUCCACAACCCGGAGUUCAGAUUGAACCGCCUUUGCAAACUCCCAAGGCUUUUUGAGUUCUUCGAGAGGACUGAAACCAGAACCAGCUUUCCAAACAUGUUCCGUAUCAGCAAUCUUGUGCUUUACAUUCUUAUUAUCAUCCAUUGGAACGCUUGUUUAUUCUUUGCCAUUUCGAAAACCAUCGGAUUUGGGUCGGACACUUGGGUUUACCCCAAUAUCAGCCACCCAGAGCAUGGCCGCUUGGCAAGAAAGUACAUCUAUUCUCUAUACUGGUCCACGCUGACCCUCACCACUAUUGGAGAGACCCCCGCACCUGUCAAGGAUGUUGAAUACCUCUUUGUUAUUGCCGACUUCCUCACUGGUGUGCUGAUUUUUGCUAGUAUUGUCGGUAACGUUGGUGCUAUGAUCUCCAACAUGAACGCCUCUCGCGCUGAGUUCCAGGCGAAGAUUGACUCCAUAAAGCAGUACAUGCAGUUUCGAAAGGUCACCAAAGACCUGGAGGCCAGGGUCAUCAAGUGGUUCGACUACCUGUGGACUGAGAAGAAAACCUGUGAUGAAAAGGAAGUUUUAAAAACUCUCCCAGACAAGCUAAAGGCUGAGAUUGCCAUCAAUGUCCAUUUAGAUACGCUGAAGAAAGUGCGGAUUUUUCAGGACUGCGAAGCCGGUUUGUUGAUUGAACUGGUGCUCAAGCUGCAGCCACAAGUGUUUAGCCCCGGAGAUUACAUCUGUAAGAAAGGGGAUAUUGGCAGGGAGAUGUACAUCAUCAAGGAAGGGAAGCUAGCGGUGGUGGCUGACGAUGGAGUGACUCAGUUUGUAGUGCUGAGCGAUGGCGCGUACUUUGGUGAAAUCAGCAUCUUGGGUAUCAAGGGCAGUAAAGCGGGCAACAGAAGAACGGCCAACAUCAGAAGCGUGGGUUACUCUGACCUAUUUGCCCUUUCCAAGGACGACUUGAUGGAAGCCCUCACCGAGUAUCCAGAGGCCAAGAAGGCUCUGGAAGAGAAGGGGAAAGCCAUCCUGAUGAAGGACAACCUGAUCGACGAGGCGGUUGCCAAUGCCGGCGCCGACCCCAAGGACGUAGAGGAGAAGAUCGUUAAACUGCAGAGCAAUCUGGACACCAUGCAGACCAAAUUCGCCCAGCUGAUGGCGGAGUUCACGUCCAACUCGACAAGAAUGAAGCAAAGAGUCUCAGCGAUGGAGGACAAAGUGAAAUCCAUAAAACCAGAGGAUCUGUCUGAGGUGGUGGCCGACAAAGACAAAAAGGUCCAGUAACGCAAGAGACACUCGAGAACUUUACAGCACACAAGGGAGUGUCGCUUUUUAAAGGCCCACAUUCAUAUCCAUUUAUACAGCAUGUUUAUUAUCAGUAUAAUGUGUCAAACUGUGUACAGCAAAUGUAUAUUUCUGUGUGUAUGCUGACAGCCAAUUUCAUAUUUUUCAUAUAUAAAACUACUAAGCGUGUUGGGAAAAAAAAAGAUUUUCAUAAUAGUAGAACGAUUUUUUCCCAGAAAAUCUUUUUCUUCCAUAUUGAUCUAUUUGUGAAGUAAAAAUGCAGCUGACACAUCCAUUUUACACUGCUUAAAAAUGUACAAAGUGAAAUGUCAGUGCUGUUGAUAAGUUACUGUCGGCUAUCGGCUGUAAAUCUAAUAUGUGAAUAAACAUUAAAGUGUUCAUAUAACAUUCACUUUAUACUGGUACAUUGUCAUGUUGUGGGUGAAUGAACAUGGGGAACUCACAGUUUUUUAAAUCUGUUGUAACUGAGGAUCAUUAAAGUGUUGCUGCUGACUUUAAAACCCUUGAAAACUCUUUGAAAACUUCCUGGUCCACAGAAAACUGUGAAAUACCUCUUCUCCUUUUUUUCAGCCAAGCUAUGUAAUUAAAGGCACAUAAAUGUCACGCUUUUCCUGUUCUAAAGUUUUGUCAGUAGCACAAAUUUUGUGUUUUGGAAACUUUUUUUUUUCUUUUUUACGUUUCUAUGACAUAUUGAAGAAACACAAGCAUUUCACAAGGUUCAAGUUUUAGUGGGAAAUAAAUCAGCCUUGAUGUCCAUAAUUUCCUCAGUUCUAUAAGACAUCCUGAAUAUCUGCUUCAAAAUCAUGACUAAUGGUGAUCCUGGAUGGACCACACUAAAAACAUUCUCAAAGAUCAGCUUCAUCGCUGAUCCUUAAAAAGUGGUUGGCUGAUGGAUCUCCAUCAGUCAUGCUCCGGUCCAGAAGCUGAUAACCAGCAUGUCACAGAGAACUGCAUGAGUUAUGAGUCUGUGCAUGAACGUGGUUGCCAAUAAAAUCUCUGACAUUUUUGAAAUUUUGAUCACUCUUUACAGAAACAUGAAAAAAGAAUAUUUGUUUAACAUUUCCCCUCAGAGCUGAAUUGCCCUUUAAAAGUCUAACAUCUACUUUGACCACUCAAGUGCAGCAGAAAAGUAACUCAAAAGUCGAGUGAUGACACAUCAUCUCUUAUUUAACUGCUCAGUUCUUCUAUUUCUCACAGAUACACAUAAAUGCUACCUUGCACCACUUUCUUGACUGAACCAUUAUCACCAUGUUUUGUGAAAAGUCUGAUUUUAGCUUCAUCAGCGAUGAAGGAAAACCAGCUCCUCUUUAAGCGAGUACCCCGCUGUGUUCAUCAGCUACGUGCUAACUUAUUCUGCUGUGUGUUGUCGAGCUGCUAAAAUCUGAUGGGAGUUAUUGAAAGGAGAGGUGAUACGCUGUGGCGACCUCUAGAGAGGUUUGAAACCAAAUUUUCCUAAAGUAAAAACAAAGAACUGAAUCUGUCACCGUGAGACGAGCCGCAGUCAUGAUCAGGUAUUUAUUUGAAAAACAGAGUUUCAGCUUAAAGUCUUCCAGUGAGUGUUAAUGUUGUUGUUAUUUUUUUUUUUUAAAUUCACCUUUAUUUAAUUUGCAUAACAGAAGCUUUACAGAAGAGUUUCACGUUAUCUGCACGUUCUGUGUUUGUACCUGAGACAUUUGGCAAAAUAAAACAUGGUGUGAUUCUUUUUCUUGUGUAGGCCUUGCACAUUUGGCACCUCAUGACUGUGCAAUCAAUAAGAUUAGCAAACAAACCAAAAGAAAGAGGAAGUGAAAGUCUGAACUGACCAGUCAGGAAGCAUACUCUGAAACCAAACUGUCAGGUCACAACACAAAGCUGUUAGAUCGUAACCAGAUAUAAAUCAUAUCUGGAUAUAACAUGUAUUUUUUUUUAAUUUUUGGGUAAAGAAAAUGUUUAACUAUAAGCUUCUCUAUGAGGUUGUUUUGACUUCAAUAGCAGGAAUUAAAAAAGGCUUCAGUUCAGCAUAUAGUAAAUGACAAUCAUACCCAAAGAGCACCGUUAUGCCCAGAGUGUGAGCACCGAAUGCUGCUACAUUACGACAACUGCAGAAAACACACAAAACAAGUCAAACUAAAUGAAAAAUAUCCUGAAUGUGCUCUGUGUAAGUGCACUUUCACAAGUUGACAAAUACA